This is a messenger RNA of Knipowitschia caucasica, 591 nucleotides long. The record is from the annotation of a GenBank genome assembly. Lineage: Eukaryota; Metazoa; Chordata; Actinopteri; Gobiiformes; Gobiidae.
AUGGAACGCCUUGGCAUCAUUCGCCGUUCUGACAGCCCGUGGGCCUCGCCACUCCACGUGGUUCCGAAGCCAGACAGUGGGUGGCGUCCGUGUGGUGACUACCGCCGUCUUAAUGAUGCAACCACGCCCGAUCAUUACCCGGUGCCCCACAUUCAAGACUUUUCCGUACAUUUGGCGGGGAAGUCUGUGUUCUCUAAAGUGGAUCUGGUGCGGGUUUACCACCAUGUCCCGGUGCACCCUGCUGACAUCCCGAAGACUGCAGUGGUGACUCCUUUCGGGCUGUUCGAGUUCCUCAGGAUGCCUUUUGGCCUGAAGAACGCAGCCCAGUCGUUCCAGCGGCUAAUGGACUCGGCACUCAGGGACAUGCCUUUCCUCUUCGUCUACUUGGACGAUGUCCUCGUUGCCAGCUCCUCGGAGGAGGAGCACCUGACGCAUCUCAGAGUUCUUUUUACGUGGCUCGACCAGCACGGGCUGAUCAUUAACCCGGCUAAGUGUGUUUUUGGGGUGCCGUCCAUCAAGUUCCUCGGGCAUCUCAUCAGCAGUGAAGGGGCUGCCCCCCUCCCUUCGAAGGUGGAACCUGAGAACAGUUGA